GAACAUUUCCGCCCCUCCGUUUAUAAAAAAAAACGUAUCCACACGACCCCGUUUCUGAAAAAAUUCCCUUCCACACAUAACCGAACAUCUGCGUUUUCAAUAAGCACUCCAGACCUGUAGAUGGCAUUAUUUCCCCAAAUCACAUAUAAUUAGCCCUCUGUUGACGUCACUUCCUCCUAAACAUCAAACAUGGCACCAAGCUCGUUUGUUUGGACAGAUUCGGAGACGGAAUUGCUUUUAAACACGAUUUUGGAGUACAAACUUCAAAAAACGCAAGAAAACAUUGACUGGGAAUCGUGUCAAAGCAAAUAUUUGGAUAUAUUGGCCCUGUUUUUGGAGCACUAUCCCGCAGAGAGUAGCAAUGAUUUCCCUCAUGAAAGGGGCGAGCUAACGCGGAGUAUCCUGACCACUAAAAUCAAGGCUGUGAGGAGUAAAUAUCGGUUGACUGUGGACAACGGACGCAGAAGCGGCUUUGGGAGAGUCGUUCUUCUCUACUUCGAGUUGUGUGAACAAAUAUGGGGUGGUUCCCCAGCAACGACAACCAUGUCGUCUGGCAUAGAGACGAAUGAUUUGAAUGAUGGCCCUCCUGUUCCCUCCCCUACUGAAUCCUCGUCCACCGUGGACCCAUCCGAUACCACUUCAGACACGGAGCAGGAGAGCAGUGUGACGUCAGUGAAGGAAAGAAGACACUUGUUGCAGGAAAGACUGAAUGGACAUCGGCACAGCCGAUUGAGAAGAAAGCUGCCUGCGGAGAACCAGUGGCUUAAUGCAGUGGAGGAGGACCAGCGUGUUAAGAAGAGACUGGUAGAGUUUUUGGAGACGUCAGAGAAGCAAGCUUCCGAUAACUUCGCUAGACUUUCAGAGACACUUAACAUGUUGACUACAACCGUGUCAGAAGGUUUUAGUGUCCUUAGACAAGUCAUUCAGCCUCCACCCCCUCAGCCAUCACACUACAUGCCAUACGGAGUAAGAGGGCACAUGUCACACUCCCCAUAUACACAAUCGGCACAUCCCAAUCAAGCUUUUCAGUCAUUAUCAAACAACCCACCUCUUGUCAGAGGAACACAGCAGAAUGCAGGUAGCACACAAGAUGCUGCUCAUGCCAGCCCAACUGCUGACACACGGCUCACAGGGUUUUCUUACACUCAAGCUCUUUUCAGUGAUGAGUAUUGAUCAUAUUUUAUAUUUUCUUGUGAACAUGUUCAUCACAUGUUCUUGUGAUGAAUAUGAAGUUUACAGUUGGUUACAGGAGCUCAAUUUAAGUUACUUUUUUGCAUUUAAGAUGCAAAGUUCUAUUCUGUAGCAUGGUUUUAAAGGCAUUGUUCUUUGCUGUUUCUAAGCGUACCAAGUAUGACACAAGGCAAUAUUGAUUUUCUACAUUUGUAUUUCUGCAGCAAUGCUGAUGGCAGCAGCUCUCAUACUGUACAUACAAUAUGUGAAGUAAUAUCAGCCACAGAGAGAAAUGAAACGGGUCAUAAAAAGAAAAGAUUGUGAGGAACGAAGGGAAACAUCCUUCAACAGAAUUUUCAGUUUACUUUCAUUGGAAUAUUAAGCUCUUAUUUGCUUUAUGUAAAGAGUAAUUUUGCACACCAAAAGUUCAGUGACAAGUGCAAUAUUUGUUUUGACAAGUGCAAUUUUUUUUUCAAAACUAGGAUUUCUAUUUUCAAGAAAUGUGUGCACAACCGUGCAAAAUGUGAACAUAUGAGGUGCUGUUAUCAAGAAUAAAAGAAAAAUUAUGCCACUUGGCAGUUAAACAGC
Messenger RNA from Chelmon rostratus (copperband butterflyfish), 1758 nucleotides. RefSeq lists its product as uncharacterized. The record is from RefSeq and is a predicted model, not a curated record. Bases 190 to 1173 code for a protein of 327 amino acids. The transcript has 2 exons. NCBI's taxonomy places the organism in Eukaryota, Metazoa, Chordata, Actinopteri, Chaetodontiformes, Chaetodontidae.